AUUGUUUCACACAGCAUCAUUGUCUAAGAACUUUCAAACAGGUAACAACAUACUACUUGAAAAGAAAAAUAACAUAUUUAUGUUAGGACUUUAGAAGCCAAGAAGAAUAUUUUUUUGGUUCCUAAGAUGAGACUUCCAGGUCUUUUUUAUGUUCUUACAACAAUGGUAAUCAUAGUGAUAUGGUGUUUCUCCAUCAACUGGUCAAACCUCCAUGAAGCUGCCAAACGAUUAUUUUGUCUAAAGUUGGGCCAGUUUGAUAUUGCAGAAGAUAUCCAUGGUCCCUUAACAGAGGAUUUGGAAACAGAUUGUGCCAAUACAGGUCUGUUUAAGUCUCACUCUGCUUGUUGUCCACAUAAAGACUGCCCUGUAAACUAUUUCCACUUUCAACUUCGUAGUGGGGCCGCCAAUGUCAUGCCCCCAAAGAUCUGCUUUAACAAUACCAUCAUCAUGGGUGGCAUAAGAAACAAUGCAGGACAAGGGCUGAACAUUGUUUUAGUUAAUGGUGUAACUGGUGAAGUUUUAAGAAGUAAUUACUUUAAUAUGGAAACUGGAGAUGCAGAGGAAUUACUUGGCUAUCUAAAGACUAUAAAACCAGGAAAUAUAGUACUUGUGGCCUCAUAUGUCGACCCUGCAGCAAAGCUGACUGAUGAAAUUAGAGAUAUAUUCAGUGUUUUGGGCAGCACUAUGGUCAGGUCUGUAAGGCCGAGGGAUAGUUGGGUAUUUGCAGGCGCCUAUCGAAUUAAAGAACCUAGUCCGUUUGAAAAGUUAAUUCAAAAUGAUAUGAAGAUGAAUGCAUAUGGAGACUGGCCGGAGAUGGGGGAGAUCGUUGGAUGCUUUCCCAGAAUGUAUAACUGAAACUGCUGUACCAACCAACCACAGAUCACCACUCGUUUGGGACAUUUGGAAAUGGGACAUUGACAAUGUUCAGCAAAUUACAUUAAAAGAAAUGUUCAACCAAAUAUUAAAAUUCUGUCAUCAUUGAGUUACUCGCCCGUAUGUCGUUCCAAACCCGUAUGACUUUCUUUCUUUCGUGGAACACAAAAGGAUAUGUUCAGUAGAGAGUUUUGCUGCUGAAAUCGGUCUGUGCUUACCAAAUUUCAAAUAACUGCCUCAGUGGGCAUAGCUGGAAGUGUUGUUGAGC
This is a messenger RNA of Xyrauchen texanus (razorback sucker), 1141 nucleotides long. RefSeq lists its product as uncharacterized. NCBI's taxonomy places the organism in Eukaryota, Metazoa, Chordata, Actinopteri, Cypriniformes, Catostomidae. The record is from RefSeq and is a predicted model, not a curated record. Bases 127 to 855 code for a protein of 242 amino acids. The transcript has 9 exons.